Messenger RNA from Nezara viridula (southern green stink bug), 1075 nucleotides. NCBI's taxonomy places the organism in Eukaryota, Metazoa, Arthropoda, Insecta, Hemiptera, Pentatomidae. The record is from the annotation of a GenBank genome assembly.
AUGUCAGAGAUAAGAGGAACGCAUGCUUCCCGGCAGUACGAUGUCCAAGGGGGUACGCGGAGCACUGUCUCCCAUCCUCACCAUGUCCAUGGCCUUCGGGGCCUUCGUCAUGAGAGCUCGAGGACGGACCUACCCAUGAUUGUUCUUUACCAACAUUACCAUCUCCGAGAGUCACUCCCAGCUAUAAUUUCAGAGCUAGAGGACAUGGACCAACUUAUAGGGAAUGUCUCUUACCGUGGGUAUCACAACUACCGAAUGGUUGUUCUAUCCAUAUUGAAUGCCUUGCCUAGAGUGUUCGAAGUCUUCCACAAACCUUUUACUUGGAACCUUCUCCUCUCGCGAUCAUUAUAUUUCUCCUUUUGCAUCAUACCUGUUUUGAUUUCUGGGCAGUACUCUAUUCUCUUGCACAUUAUCAGUCGGCAACUUCAGACUCUCUCGGAGAAACUUAAUAAAGCCGCAUUCUGCCUCGAAGUCAUGAGUUUGAUAGAUGUUCACCACAAUCUCGUUUUGUUAGCGAACCGAAUCAAUAGAGCUUUCGACAUAUUUCUCUUCCAUCUGAUCACCUUCAUCUUCGUAAUCAACACCCUCAAACUAUAUUUUAUGAUAGUAUAUAUCGUGAAACCCGAUUCCUACAUCGACAUCGCUUUGACGAUAACCUCGGUUUUGGACUUCGUCGUCAACUACGGAUCCUUGAUUACAGUAAUUUUCGCAGCAAUGGACGCAACUAAGACAGCAGGAAUCUUUAAUGCCCAACUUCUGAAAAAUCUUCUGAUCAGUAAAACUAUCGCCAAGGAUAUGGCAGCAGGCACCACGACGUAUGUGAUACUUCUCGUACAGUUCACCCUACUGUAAUUCUUAAUAUAACGUAUACAAUUCGGAUUUAGAUUAAGUAUGUAGAUAAAUUUCAUUCUGGCAGAAUAUUGAUCAAUAGAUAGACUAAGCAUCUGUGCAAAAAUAAAACAUUAAUUGAUAUGAAAUUGGUAUCCAUUAAAAUUGAAUCAUUAAUGAUAGAAAUGUAAUAUAAAAUUAUGUAAGUGAUGAAAAAGUAGUCUCCUUUUACUAGUAAAGAUACACA